Molecule: messenger RNA, 1170 nt
Organism: Fusarium vanettenii 77-13-4
Lineage: Eukaryota; Fungi; Ascomycota; Sordariomycetes; Hypocreales; Nectriaceae
Exons: 1
Coding region: 1-1170 (389 amino acids)
Cellular component (GO): mitochondrial matrix
Molecular function (GO): protein binding
Source: RefSeq, a predicted model, not a curated record
AUGCGACAUCUCCCGAGGCGAGCCCUAGCUCACGAUGUCUUGUCGGGCCUCGUCUGCCGUAGCUGCCGGCAGCUGCAACGCCGACAAUUCGCGACUUCGCCGUCUCCUCCCCCGCCGCCUGCCUCGGGACUCACGCCCUUGACUUCGAGGAGACUCAUCUCUAUUGCCGGGCCCGACGCUGCCAAGUUUCUACAGGGAAUUGUGACUGCCAAUGUCUCUGCUGCAGAUGGAGAGCCAAGGAAGGAUGGGUUCUACACUGCGUUUUUGACUGCGACGGGCAGGGUGCUCUACGAUGUCUUUGUGUAUCCCAACCACGGUGCCUCGGCUGAGGAGCCUGGGUUUCUGAUCGAGGUUGAUGCGGAUCAGGCAAAGAUGCUGGCGAAGCACAUCAAGCGUUAUAAGCUUAGGGCAAAGCUGGCAGUUCGUCUGCUGGGCGAGGAUGAAGCGAGCGUGUGGCACGCCUGGGAUGAUUCAAAGGGCACCAAUUGGGACUCCAUCGUCAACCAGACAAAGCUGACCCUUCAGGAUCCACGGGCACCUGGUCUGGGGUGCCGAUUUGUGAGGCUGGAUCAGAAUACACCAGAGAUCGAUCUCGAGCGAAGUACGGAAGAUGCGUACACGAUUCGACGAUAUCUCCAUGGCGUUCCGGAGGGCCAAGAUGAGAUUUCGAGGGAGCACGCACUCCCGCAGGAGACCAAUAUGGAUGUCAUGAACGGCAUUGACUUCCGAAAGGGUUGCUAUGUUGGUCAGGAGCUCACUAUCCGAACCAAGCACCGCGGUGUCGUCCGCAAGCGCAUUCUGCCGUGCGUAAUCUACGAGAAGGAGCACGCGGCACCAACCGAGCUACAGUAUCACGCCGAAGGAGCGGCACCGGCCCUCGAGAGUGCAACGGCAGACAUGAUCCCUCGGGACACGAGCAUCGGGAGGUUUGAGAAGCGCGGGCGAAGUGCGGGCAAGUGGCUGAAGGGCGUGGGCAACGUCGGGCUCGGGCUGUGCAGACUCGAGAUCAUGACGGAUGUGGUGCUUCCUGGAGAGACGGCUUCGGCGGCCUUCAACCCCGAAGAUGAGUUUGUGCUCGAGUGGGGGGAUGAGGGCAGUCGAACUGGCGUCAAGGUCAAGGCUUUUGUGCCGGACUGGCUGAGGAAGGGAUUGGAUGCUCAACAGCAUUGA